This is a messenger RNA of Rhododendron vialii, 1652 nucleotides long. Its product is annotated as obg-like ATPase 1. Gene Ontology annotation, cellular component: cytoplasm. The transcript has 12 exons. NCBI's taxonomy places the organism in Eukaryota, Viridiplantae, Streptophyta, Magnoliopsida, Ericales, Ericaceae. The coding region runs from base 196 to 1380 and encodes 394 amino acids. The record is from RefSeq and is a predicted model, not a curated record. Gene Ontology annotation, molecular function: GTP binding; ATP binding; ATP hydrolysis activity.
GCAUAUUAGAUGAGAGCUCAGUCAUCAUCUUUUUAGGGUUGAUGACACCCAGGGGCAGUGGGUAUAAAAAAGGUUUCGUCCAUUUCCUCAGUCCAUGUUUUGCUGAACACAGUCACUGUACCAAAGCAAUUCAAGCCCUAGACUAGCUUCCAGUGUAUAUCUCUCUCUCCCUCCCGCUCUAUCGCUCUCAUAGAAAUGCCUCCGAAGGCUGCCAAAUCGAAGGAAGCACCUGCCGAGAGGCCCAUCCUUGGACGCUUCUCAUCUCACCUCAAGAUUGGGAUUGUUGGAUUGCCGAAUGUGGGAAAAUCUACUCUUUUUAAUACACUCACAAAGUUGUCGAUACCAGCAGAGAACUUCCCUUUUUGUACCAUUGAGCCCAAUGAGGCUCGAGUUUAUGUUCCUGAUGAGCGAUUUGAAUGGCUUUGUCAAUUGUACAAGCCAAAGAGCGAGGUAUCAGCUUUCUUAGAAAUCCAUGACAUAGCUGGACUUGUUCGAGGUGCUCAUGAAGGACAAGGAUUGGGGAACAGCUUUUUAUCUCAUAUUCGUGCAGUUGACGGCAUUUUCCAUGUUUUACGUGCCUUUGAAGAUCCUGAUAUCAUCCAUGUUGACGACUCUGUGGAUCCUGUGAGAGAUUUAGAGGUUAUUACUGAAGAAUUGCGUCUCAAGGACCUUGAGUUCAUGGAAAAGAAGAUUGAGGACAUUGAAAAGAGCAUGAAGAGGAGCAAUGACAAGCAGUUGAAGAUAGAGCUUGAGCUGUGUCAAAGGAUCAAAACAUGGCUUGAAGAGGGAAAAGAUGUCCGUCUGGGGGACUGGAAAGCUGCGGAUAUUGAGAUACUGAAUACUUUUCAAUUGCUUUCUGCUAAGCCUGUUGUUUACUUGGUUAACAUGAAUGAGAAAGAUUAUCAAAGAAAAAAGAACAAGUUUCUUCCAAAAAUUCAUACAUGGGUGCAGGAGCAUGGAGGUGAGCCAAUUAUCCCUUUCAGCUGUGCGUUAGAGAGAAAUCUUGCUGAUAUGCCUGCAGAUGAAGCCGCAAAGUAUUGCGAGGAGAACAAACUACAAAGUGCCCUUCCAAAGAUCAUAAAGACUGGAUUCGCAGCUAUAAACCUCAUAUACUUUUUUACAGCUGGCCCUGAUGAGGUCAAAUGUUGGCAAAUUCGACGGCAGAUAAAGGCUCCUCAGGCUGCAGGGACAAUUCAUACUGAUUUUGAAAAAGGCUUCAUCUGUGCUGAGGUGAUGAAGUUCGAUGAUCUAAAGGAACUUGGCACUGAAGGGGCUGUUAAGGCUGCUGGGAAGUAUAGGCAGGAAGGGAAGACGUAUGUGGUCCAAGAUGCAGACAUCAUAUUUUUCAAGUUCAAUGUGUCUGGUGGUGGGAAGAAGUGAGAUAUACACACUAAUUAAAACUUUUAAGAUGGAAUUGUGUUGAGAAGUUUUGAGUAUACAAGUUCAUCAUUGUUUUCCGUUGACUUGCUCUACGAAGAAAAUUUUUACUGUAUCGUGUUUUGCUGUUGUAGUUAUUUUCUGUUCAUACUUAAAGAUCCCCUACUAUAGUUGGCCACUUGGAAUACCAUGAAUCUAUUUCUCAAAACUCGAUUAAGAAGAAGUUGAGAGAGCAGGUUCAGUUUAUCGAUAAUGAUAAUGUGGUUAUGCUUGUC